Molecule: messenger RNA, 5642 nt
Organism: Ipomoea triloba (trilobed morning glory)
Lineage: Eukaryota; Viridiplantae; Streptophyta; Magnoliopsida; Solanales; Convolvulaceae
Product: receptor like protein 22-like
Exons: 11
Coding region: 411-2267 (618 amino acids)
Molecular function (GO): protein binding
Source: RefSeq, a predicted model, not a curated record
CUUCUCCACUUGAAUCUCUUGAUUUGAGUAGAAACAACUUAGAAGGGACAAUACCUUUGUUCUUCUUUAACCUUCAAAAUCUUACAUCACUAGAUCUUUCAUCAAACAAAUUUUUUGGUCGUUUGAUUGAUUUGCAAAAUGUGACUUCUCCAUUGCAAAUUCUUGUUUUGAGCGACAACAACUUGGAAGGGACAAUACCUUCAUUCUUCUUUCGACUUCAAAGCCUUACAUCACUUUUUCUAUUACUAAACAAUUUUUUGGGUCAACCGAUUGAUUUGCAAAAUGUGACUUCUCCCCUUGAAUUACUUGAUUUAAGCUACAACAACUUGGAAGGGACAAUACCGUUGUUCUUCUUUCAACUUCAAAAUCUUACAUCAAUAAAUCUUUCAUCAAACAAAUUUUUUGGUCAAAUGAUUGAUUUGCAAAAUGUGACUUCUCCAUUGCAAUAUCUUCAUUUAAGUAGCAAUGACUUUGAAGAGACAAUACCUACAUUCUUAUUUCAACUUCCGAAUCUUACAAUGCUCGAUCUUUCAUCAAACAAAUUUAACGGUAUAGUACAUCUAACAAAAUUUAAAAGCCAGUAUAUUGACAUUCUUGACUUUUCCCAUAACAAUUUGGUAAUUGAGACAACCAUAAGCACAUCAGAACUUCCCUUACUCCCUCAGUUUGGAGACUUAAAUUUGGCCUCCUGCAAUUUGCGAAAAAUUCCUGAUUUUUUGAAAAGCCAAUCUAUGUUGUGGUGGUUAGAUCUUUCCAACAACACUAUUAGCGGAGAAAUCCCUAACUGGAUAUGGGGAAUUGGUAAUGAGAAACUCUAUGGCCUCAAUCUUUCUCACAAUCGUUUGACGCAUAUGAAAGAGCCAAUGGAAUAUGGUUCUCUUACUUUCCUUGAUCUAAAUUCUAAUAUGCUAAGUGGACAGAUUCCACGACCACCACCUGAGGCACAGUAUUUAGACUUCUCCAACAACAAUUUCUCCAUGAUUCCUCUUCAUAUUGCUGAUCAAAUCCCAUAUCACCUUUAUUUCUUUUCCAUGGCAAAAAAUAGAGUAAGUGGAAAGAUCUCAACUUCCUGGUGUCGAGCAGCCUAUCUGGAAGUGCUUGACUUGUCCCACAAUGCUUUGCAUGCCACAAUACCAUCAUGUCUGGUUCAAAAUAACAGCGAUCUCGCUGUAGUGAAUCUUAGAGGAAAUCAUUUAAGUGGUGAGAUAUCACUAAAGUUUCAACACAGUUGUUCUUUAGAGACAUUGGAUCUUAGUCAGAAUCUCUUAGAAGGGAAAGUUCCUCCUUCCUUGAUCAACUGCACAGAGCUUAGGAUCUUAAAUCUUGGAAACAACAAAAUAAGUGAUACCUUUCCUUGUUGGCUCAAUAAAUUGUCAAAUCUGCACAUUCUGGUAUUGCGUUCCAAUCAUUUUCAUGGAAGCGUUUCUUGUCCCAUGCUUGGAAUUGGGGUAAACGACAGCUGGCCAAGUUUACAAGUCAUUGACCUAUCUUCCAAUAAUUUCAGUGGACAUCUACCAACUGAUUUAUUCUUGGCAUUAAAAGCUAUUUUGGUUGAGAGGAAUGAAUUAAACUCAAAGGCUGACUACUUGCACUUCACAUCUCAAGGAGUUUCGAUUUACUAUCAAGAUUCAGUCAUACUGUCUCUAAAAGGACAAAUUUACACUAUAGAGAGGAUUCUAUCUAUCUUCACUUCUAUUGAUUUUUCAAGUAAUCAAUUUGAAGGCAGUAUUCCAGAGAGUGUUAGAGAGCUUAAACAGCUUUAUCUCCUUAACAUCUCUCACAAUGCCCUAACUGGCAAUAUUCCUCCAUCUCUUCAAAACUUGAAAGCUUUGGAAGCACUGGACCUUUCAUUCAACAACCUAACAGGAAAUAUCCCGGUGCAAAUAGAGAUCCUAACCUUCCUGGAAAUCUUAAACGUGUCAUACAACCAUCUCGUUGGAAGGAUUCCAAGAAGCACUCAAUUGGAUACCUUUGAUGCAAGCUCAUUCAUGGGAAACAAGGGGCUAUGUGGAUUCCAACUUAAUGUAUCAUGCUCUGGCAUCGAUGAACCAGCAUCUCCAAUACCAGAAUCAGAAGAGAAAGAAUCAACUCACCACGUUGAUAUCUACAUUAGCAUUGCAUUUGGAUUUGCUGCAGGUUUAGGAGGAAUCUUUGUGCCACUUUUGCUAUCCAGCAAAUGGAGAUCAUAUUAUAACAAGAUGAUAGAUGGAAUUCUGUUAAAGAUAUUCUUUCAGAGAGGUCAAGAGAGAAGAAAGAAGUCUCGUUAGCAAAACUUCUUUUCAAUCUACAAUUUUGGUGCUUAUAUUCUUCUUGUCAACCACCUACGUUGCUUAGGCAAAAUCUGGCUCCACACUCGUCAAGACUCAAGGACUCCUUAGAUAGGGACCAGUACUUGGUAUGGUGUGUCCGUGUUCACAAGAGGCCACCUUACAGGCGCAAUUGUUUUGGUUCGGCAAGUCAAAGGAAUAAGGGGUGCGAAACAGAGGGUCAGGGCGGUGCAAGACAAGCUAGCCCAAUGGAAGAUUGGUGCAAGUCAGGAAGCAGACCCAUGCAAAGGGGUCCAAGAAGGGAGGUGGUGCCCAGGGCUACCGCCCUGAGCCGUGAGGGCACGGGCAGGUGCGACUGCCACCCAGCUAAAAGAGUUAGGGAAGCGCCUUCAGAGGGUUGUUCGUCCCAGCUACCUAAUGAUUUUGUGGAAGAUCCAGUUGUUGGUAUUCAAAGAAUGCGGCAGGAAUUAGAGUGCCACAUUUGCUUUUGUAGAGGCAUUGGAAGAUUUUACGUGACAAUAGAGGAAGGACAUUUGUGAUAUUGGGUUUGGUGUUGUUCUUGAGUUAAAGAUUAAGGAGUUGCCCGUUCGGUUGGGUCGUUGGUUGCUGUCAAAUUCUGACAGUGAGAAGAUGUGCGUACUGUUGGGUGAGGGGGAGGUCUUCAUUGUUAGGGAGGAGGAUGUUAGUUCCAUUCUCGUGUUCCCACGAGGUGGAGGUGUUAUAACAAGGCGGGAUCGCUAUGUGAAGAGCAAGUUGUUGACUGCGCGGCGAAAGAAGUUUGAGAAGCAACAACAUGAUGUGUCCCUCGCUGAAGUUGAACAGCUUAUUAGGGAGGAUCUUUAUGGGGUUUGUGGUUCAAGAUGUAUUUUAUGGUUCUAUUGAUUUCCUCGCUGAUUUCUUGUAUGAGCAAUGGAUAUUGUAAUCAGAUAGUGUUCCAUCAUUUGGAUGAUGUUGCUACUAUCUCACAACAGAAUUGGUGUCGUUAUCUGAUUGAGGAACUUGUUUCUACACAUGCGAUGUGGAUGGCAGGCGGCAACCCACGGUUUUCGGGUUAUAUCCUCUUCUAGCUUGAUUUUAUUGUAUUGUGAUCGGGUUCGACCUACGGUUCGUGUCGUGCCUCGGGCUGUCCUAGCGUUUCGGGGGCUAACAUCACAGAUGCUUCAUUGGCGCGAGGCCUUGGAGAUUCCGGGGGGGGGGUGGUUUUAGGUAUGGUGAGCUUGAGUUUCCUUGUGUUGUGUCGUCCGAUGCAAUGCCCGAGGGUGGUAGAUUGUCUGCUGACGGGGGUGUGGAUUUGCGAGGUACUCGUGGUGAUUCUGCUGCCCCGAUUUCUCCUGUUCCUCCCCAUUAGAUACUAGUUUCAUAUUUUUUGUGCACUUGUAUUUUUCUUCCAUAAUAGGUUAUAUUUCGUUAUGCGUUCUAUGUUCUCUAUUCUAAUUUUUUUUUUCCAUAAUGUCAGUUGUUUGGGUUAUUUUUGUUUGAUUUUUAGACAUUACUUGAGCGCUUGGCUGACAAGACCGGGGAGCUAGCCAGGUGCAUUCUCACACUUGUCCAGUUGGUGAGUGGUUGCAAGGAAUAAUCUGAAUUUCCGGCAGGUUUUAGAUGCUGCGCAGGUACUAACUGGGUUGAAGCCGCAUCCCUCCAUUCCCGAAUCCACUGAUGAACCAUGCUCACAGCCCACAUUUACUCAGUUUGAUGAUGAGUUCUGGGGUAAUGCUGAUAAUAUACGGCCGUUAGCAGAGGUUGAGCGUGUCAUAUUGGAGAAGCCUAAUUUGAAGGAUUUCUCAUCUUUUAGCCUUGGAUUAACUCAGGAGUUUGGACGCGAUGCGUGGGGUGAUGUGUCUAAUAUUGCUAGGGUGAUUAAUGAAUUAUGAUGACCAUGGUGUGGGUGUUGGUAUUGACCGGGUAUGUUUCGCUUUUAUGUUUUGUACUCGUUUAUGUGUGCCUGCUUUCUGAUCUGUUUGUGCCCAUUAACCAAGCAUAGUUUGCCAAGUACUUAAUUUUUGGAGUUAUUUAUGUUACUCUCUUCAUUUCUGCCUUGUGUUUUUCUUUCUGGGAUGCAGGAUGUGAAUAUUGAUCACGUUUCUGGUUCUUAGCAUGGUGGUUACUUAGGUGUUAAUGACAAACAAUAAGUUCAUGAUGGGGGUGUGGAUGGUGGUUCGGAUAUGGUGUUGUGUUCUUUCAUAGCCGGUUGGCGGUCUACGCGCAAUUGAGGGGGUUGAAUUAAUGUUGGGGCCCUGGUUGUUCCUCGUGUGGGUUCCACAUCCGUUUGUCCUGCUCCACGCAAGGACAAUAGAACAGCUCGUACUGUUAUGGGGUCAAUUCAUCCUGGUGGUGUCCACUCUAUUGCUUCCAUGCCUUCACUCGAUUUAUUGGAUGAUGUCAAUUUUUCCAAGUGGGUGCUCGAGUAUGGGAGUGAUGAUUUGCAUGAGUUUUUAUUCUCUUACAGUGGUCGGACUGUUAGUCGUGAUGAUAUACGUUCUUUGGCACCUGGGGCGGAGGUUUCUUUCGGUGUGAUUAAUGCAUGAUCCUGUAUAUUAACUUGUAGAGAACGUACCAAGGAUCCAUGAGCACCAGCUAGGGUGUUUGCCUCUCCGUUCACUACUGUAUAUUGAACACUGGUGUGUUAGUUGUUCAAAAAAAAAAUAAAAUAGACAAGCAGAAGUUGGGUAAGUUUUCGGAGGCUUUGGGGCGCUGAUUUUGCACUUGGUCAUAAAACAUGGGGUCAUGUUCAUCUCCUUUUCUUUCUCAUCCUUCAACAAAAUCAUUUCUACCUCUUGUGUGUCAACUUCAAAUACGAGCGGCUUGAAAUUAUUGAUAAUUCUGGUUCGACACCGCCCACUCCGGUGAAGUAUGGUGAUACCCCAAAAAAUGUGAAACUGUUGUUGUCCGAAUAUUUCACAUAUGUUGGUGAGAAGUUCAAGUCAAUUGUUUGUGAGAAUUUGAUGAAGACCAAAAGGAUGCCGAUGAAGUGGCGGGACACCAAGAACAAGGUGCACUGUGGCAUGUAUCUUAUGUGACACAUGGAGAGUUAUGUUGGUCAAGGUGUUGCAAAAUGAGAUUGUGGGCUGACUAGUGGUGACAAAUUGCAACUUCAGAGGCUACAUUUGCGUUAUAUGAAGGAGCUUUGCAUAGUUGAUGUAAAUGCACACUGUACUAGCAAUAUGGCUCAUGUGUUACACUUUCUUUCCGGGCGUUAGUUUCCUUGUUGUUGUUAACUAGUUGUUUACUUAUGGGGGUCGUUGUUGGAUUUUCAUUACUAAUGUUUGCACACAAUUUUGUUCUGUUUUCAACUACUUCAUUUCUAGUGUAAUAGAUUUAUUCGCUCACCAACAGUGUUAUAGUUUUAUUAUUAUUCACGUAUUACUUUAGUUGUCA